AUGGACCUGUACCACACACCAGCCAGAGCUCUGGACAAGCUGGUGGCCCACAGCCUGCAACCAUCCCCCGAGUUCACAGCGGCUGUGCGGGGUGCUCUGGGGUCCCUGGACAUCGCCCUACGGGAGCGGGGAGCCCCAGGGUCCCAGAGACCAAGGGUGAUAAGGAUCGCCAAGGGAGGAGCCUAUGCCCGGGGCACAGCUCUCAAAGGUGGAUGUGACGCUGAACUUGUUGUCUUCCUCCACUGCUUCAGGAGCUAUGGGGACCAGAAGACCGGUCACACAGAGACACUGGGCACCAUGCGGGCGUUGCUGGAGUCCUGGGGACGCCACCUUGGGCCUGGCCUGACCUUCCAGUUUUCUGAGCCAAAGGCGUCGGGUGUCUUGCAGUUCCGGCUGACGUCAGCAGACCAGGAAAACUGGAUGGAUGUUAGCCUGGUGCCUGCCUUUGAUGUCCUGGGACAGCGCCACUCUGGAGUCAAGCCCACCCCUGAGGUGUAUGCCUCCCUCGUCAGCAGCGGCUGCCGGGCAGGGGAGCACACGGCCUGCUUCACAGAGCUCAGAAGGGACUUUGUCAACAUUCGCCCAAUCAAGCUUAAGAACUUAAUCCUGCUGGUCAAACACUGGUACCGCCAGGUGCAGACACAGGAGACCACGGGGGCCGCACUGCCCCCUAGUUAUGCCCUGGAGCUGCUCACCAUCUUUGCCUGGGAGCAGGGCUGCGGGAAGGACAACUUCAGCCUGGCCCGAGGGCUCCGGACCGUCCUGGCCUUGAUCCAACAGAACAAGUCCCUCUGCAUUUUCUGGACGGAAAACUACGACUUUGGGGACCCUGCAGUUGGGGAGUUCUUGCGAAGGCAGCUUGAGAGACCCAGGCCUGUGAUCCUGGAUCCAGCUGACCCGACUUGGGAUGUGGGCAAUGGGACAGCCUGGCGCUGGGAUGUGCUGGCCAAGGAGGCUGAGUCCUGCUUUAAUGGGCGAUGCUUCCUGCAGGCGUCUGGAGUGCCUGAGCAGCCUUGGGAGGGGCCGGGCCUUCCACGUGCUGGCAUCUUGGGUUUGGACCACCCCAUCCAACAAAGGCCUAACCAGGCCCUUAAAGCCAACAAAGGCCACAGUGCUGUGCAGCCAAGGGCAGGGAGUCCGCAGCCUUCACAUGCAGCUCAAGGACUCCUGGAGGCAGCCAUCAAGGUCACUGCGAUGCAGAACCCAAGAGCCUGUGAAGUCAGCAAGAACCUCAAAAAGGCAGCAGCACCAAGGACCGUCCAUGAGACAGUGCUGAAUGUCUCAAGUCACGUUCGGAUCACCCAGAGCACACCAUCCUCAAACGCGCCUCUUAGCCGCUCAGGGGCAGCCAGCAUCUCCACCCCUGGGUCAGUGAUGGGCCCAGAUCUGUCACAGAUCCCCAGCAAGGAGCUGGACUCCUUCAUCCAGGACCAUCUGAGGCCGAGUCCUCAGUUCCAGCAGCAGGUGAGGCAAGCCAUUGACACCAUCCUGCGCUGCCUCCGAGAGAAGUGUGAGCACAAAGCCUCCAGGGUCAGCAAGGGCGGCUCUUUCGGCCGUGGCACAGACCUCAGGGGUGGCUGCGAUGUGGAGCUGGUCGUCUUUUAUAAUGUCCUCAGGAGCUUCAAGGACCAAAGGUCCCACCAAACAGAGAUCCUGGAUGACAUUCGGACCCAGCUGCAGUCCUGGUGGCAGGACCCGGUGCCUGGACUGAGCCUCCAGUUCACUGAACGGAAUAGGCCCAACGCUCUGCAACUCCGGCUGGUGUCCACGGACCUCAACAGCUGGGUGGACAUCAGUGUGCUGCCUGCUUUUGAUGCUGUGGGGCAGCUGAAGUCCGGCGACAAACCUCAGCCCCAGGUGUACGCCUCCCUCCUCAGCAGCGGGUGCCAGGCCGGGGAGCACGCGGCCUGCUUCGCAGAGCUCCGAAGGAACUUCGUGAACAAUCGCCCGGCCAAGCUUAAGAACCUGAUGCUACUGGUGAAACAUUGGUACCGCCAGGUUGCCACUCGUGAUAAAGGAGGAAAGGCAGCAGGCACCGCUCUGCCCCCAGCCUAUGCCCUGGAGCUCCUGACAAUCUUUGCCUGGGAACAAGGCUGUGGGAAACAGGGGUUCAGCAUGGCUGAAGGCCUGCGGACCAUCCUGAGGCUGGUCCAGCAGCACCGGUCACUCUGUGUCUACUGGACAGUCAACUACAGCGUGCAGGACCCGGCCCUCAGAGCACACCUUCUCAGCCAGCUUCAGAAAGCCAGGCCUUUAGUCCUGGACCCUGCAGACCCCACCUGGAACGUGGGCCAGGGCAGCUGGGAACUGUUAGCUCGGGAGGCAGCAGCCCUGGAGUCACAGGUCUGCCUUCAGAGUGGAGAUGGGACUCCUGUACCACCCUGGGAUGUGAUGCCGGCUCUUCUUCAGCAGACCCCAGCUGGGGACUUGGACAAGUUCAUCAGCGAAUUCCUCCAGCCUGACCGCCAUUUCCUGACUCAAGUGAAGAAAGCCGUAGACACCAUAUGUUCCUUCCUGAAGGAAAACUGCUUCCGGAAUUCUCCCAUCAAGGUGCUCAAGGUGGUUAAGGGCGGUUCUUCGGCCAAAGGCACGGCUCUACGAGGGCGCUCGGAUGCUGACCUGGUGGUGUUCCUCAGCUGCUUGCGCCAGUUCUCCGAGCAAGGCAGCCAUCGGGCGGAGAUCAUCUCGGAGAUCCGGGCCCAGCUGGAGGCGUGCCAGCAGAAGCAGAAGUUCGACGUCAAGUUUGAGAUCUCCAACAGGAAGAAUCCCCGAGUGCUCAGCUUCUCGCUGGCAUCACAGACACUGCUGGACCAGAGCGUGGACUUUGACGUGCUGCCAGCCUUCGAUGCCCUCGGCCAGCUGAGGUCCGGCUCUAGGCCUGAUCCCCGGGUCUACGCGGACCUCAUCCGCAGCUACAGCAAUGCAGGAGAGUUUUCUACCUGCUUCACGGAGCUGCAGCGGGACUUCAUUAGCUCCCGUCCCACCAAACUCAAGAGCCUGAUCCGGCUGGUGAAGCACUGGUACCAACAGUUCGACAAGGUGGUCAAAGGGAAGGGCUCCUUGCCCCCACAGCAUGGGCUGGAGCUCCUGACCGUGUAUGCCUGGGAGCAGGGAGGCCAGAACCCCCAGUUCAACAUGGCGGAGGGCUUCCGCACCGUGCUGGAGCUGGUUGGCCAGUACCGCCAGCUGUGCAUCUAUUGGACCGUCAACUACAGCGCAGAGGACAAGACCAUCGGGGACUUCCUGAAGAUGCAACUUCAGAAGCCCAGACCCAUCAUCCUGGAUCCAGCUGACCCAACAGGCAACCUGGGCCGCAAUGCCCGCUGGGACCUGCUUGCCCAGGAGGCUGCAACCUACACAUCUUUCCUGUGCUGCAUGGACAAGAACGGCACCCCCAUCAAGCCAUGGCUGGUAAAGCCCACAUCACUCUUCAUCACCCCAAGCCACUUACUGGAAACGUUCAUCAAAGACUUCCUCCAGCCCAAUAAAUAUUUCUUGAAGCAGAUCAAAAGAGCUGUUGACAUCAUCUGUACAUUCCUUAAAGAAAAUUGCUUCCAGGGCCAAAGCACCAAAGUUCUGAAGACCGUCAAGGGAGGAUCCACUGCCAAAGGCACAGCUCUGAAGUCUGGAUCAGAUGCCGACAUCGUCGUCGUGUUCCUCAGCUCACUGAAGAGCUAUAACUCCCAACAAAAUGAGCGCCCGAUGCUAGUCCAGGAGAUCCACAGGCAAUUAAAAGCUUUCCAGAAGACCCGAGAGCUGGAGGUGAAGUUUGAGCCUUCAAAGUGGGAGUUCCCCAGGGUGCUGAGCUUUACCUUGAAAUCCAGGAGUCUCAACGAAAGUGUCGACUUUGAUGUCCUGCCCGCCUAUGAUGCACUAGGUCAACUGCAUUCUGGCUUCACCCCCAGGCCCGAAGCCUACAAGGAGCUCAUUGAGCUGUAUAGAUCAUUGGACCUUAAAGGAGGAGAGUUUUCGCCCUGUUUUACAGAGCUACAGCGCAAUUUCAUUGAACCCCGGCCCACCAAACUGAAGAGUCUGAUUCGCCUGAUCAAGCACUGGUACAAACAGUGUGAAAGGAAAAAGAAGUCCAAAGCAUCCCUGCCCCCAAAGUAUGCCCUGGAGCUUCUCACCGUGUAUGCCUGGGAGCAAGGCAGUGGCAUGGACAAGUUCAACAUUGCCGAAGGCUUCCGGACCGUCCUGGACCUGGUCAUCAAAUACCAACAGCUCUGCAUCUUCUGGACAGUCAACUACAACUUCGAAGAUGAGCCGAUGAGGUCAUUCCUACUGACCCAGAUCCGGAAAAAGAGGCCUGUGAUCCUGGAUCCAGCCGAUCCCACGGGUGACGUAGGAGGAGGUGACCGCUGGUGUUGGCAUCUUCUAGCCGAAGAAGCGAAGGAGUGGCUGUCCUCACUGUGUUUCGAACUGCCAAAGAGUGACUCAGACCAGGAGCGAAGCAUACAGCCGUGGAAAGUACCAGUAAGACUGCCCUGA
Molecule: messenger RNA, 4488 nt
Organism: Peromyscus eremicus (cactus mouse)
Lineage: Eukaryota; Metazoa; Chordata; Mammalia; Rodentia; Cricetidae
Gene: Oas3
Product: 2'-5'-oligoadenylate synthetase 3
Exons: 20
Coding region: 1-4488 (1495 amino acids)
Biological process (GO): defense response to virus; regulation of ribonuclease activity; negative regulation of viral genome replication
Cellular component (GO): cytosol; membrane; nucleoplasm
Molecular function (GO): double-stranded RNA binding; 2'-5'-oligoadenylate synthetase activity
Source: RefSeq, a predicted model, not a curated record